AUGCAUGGGCUACUACGGCCAUGGCCGUGCGCCAUUGCCACGAUGCUGCUAGCUCUCGCCACGGUAGCGUCUGUCGUCGCUGCCGGAACGCAAGACGAAGCGGCGGCAUCGAGGGAUCACAAUGUGACCAUCGACGUGUCGAGGAUAGCUGUCUCGGCGGCGGCGCCGCCCUGGGGCGUGAACGUCUCGGCCAUCUGCCUGUCGACGCCGUACCCGAGCGCGUGCGAGACGGCGCUCUCGUCGCCGGCGUCGGGGUCGGCCAGGGACCCGUUCGCGGCGUCCGUGCAGUUCGCGAUGGCCCGUGCCGCGUCGGCGCGCACGCUGGCGAGGAACCUCUCGGGGGCGUCCUCGUCGUCGCGACGUCUCCGUAGCGCGCCGCCGUCGGGCGCGGAAGACUGCGCCGAGCUGCUCGACAUCAGCCUCGACCAGCUCGGCGACGCGCUCGCCGCGGCCGCGGGCGACGCGGACGGGGUCACCACGUGGCUCAGCGCCGCGCUGACGAACCAGGGCACCUGCGUCGACAGCCUCGCCGCCGACACGGUCUCCGCGGGGCGCGACGCCGUGCGCGCGCGGGUCUCCGCGCUCACCCAGUUCAUCGCCACGGCGCUGGCCCUGCACGUCAACAAGCUCAACGCCGACGCGCGCGGCGGCGGCGGCAGCCCACCGCCGUCCGGAGCGCCCACGCCGACGCCACCAGCGUUCCCGUCCUGGGUAACCGAACACGACAGGAAACUCCUGGAGGCCUCCGCGGGAGCGACGAGCGGCGUCACCGUUGACGCAGUGGUGGCGCUCGACGGCAGCGGGACGCACAGAAGCAUCAACGAGGCGAUCGCGGCUGUGACGGCGGCGAACGGCGGUGGCCGCCGCGUCGGAGGGGGAGGCGGGAGGAAGGUGAUCCACGUGAAAGCCGGGCGGUACGAGGAGAGCGUGAGCAUCUCGAGCAAGCAGAAGAACGUGAUGCUGAUGGGCGACGGCAAGGGGAAGACGGUGAUCGUCGGCCACAAGAGCGCCGCCGACGGCUACACCACCUACGCCACCGCCACCGUCGCUGCCAUGGGCUCGGGCUUCAUCGCCAAAGGGCUCACCAUCGUCAACAGCGCCGGGCCAGGGAAGGGCCAGGCCGUUGCGCUGCGCGUCGGCGGCGACCUCUCCGUCGUAUACCAGUGCGCCAUCCAAGCGUACCAGGACACACUCUACACGCACUCCAACCGCCAGUUCUACGCCGAGGACGACAUCGCCGGCACGGUGGACUUCAUCUUCGGCAACUCCGCUGUGGUCAUCCAGAACUGCGACAUCCAGGCUCGGAGGCCAAGCCCGAGGCAGAAGGACACGGUCACGGCCCAGGGCCGGACCGAUCCGAACCAGAACACCGGGAUCUCCAUCCACAAGUGCAGGAUCACCGGGGCGCCGGACCUCGGCGGCACGCCGGUGUAUCUGGGCCGUCCGUGGCAGAAGUACUCGCGGACGGUCGUGAUGGAGAGCUUCCUCGACCGUUCGAUCUCGCCGGCGGGUUGGCUAGAGUGGUCGGGCCAGUUUGCCCUGGACACGCUAUACUACGGUGAGUACAGUAACACCGGGCUUGGUGCCGGGACAAGUAUGCGGGUGACAUGGACUGGGGUGCACACGUCACUGUCCAGAUCAGAAGCCACGAGGUUUACCGUGGCGAAUUUUAUCAUGGGAGACUCGUGGUUGGGUGCCACUGGAGUGACCUAUACUUCUGGACUGUGA
Molecule: messenger RNA, 1728 nt
Organism: Panicum hallii
Lineage: Eukaryota; Viridiplantae; Streptophyta; Magnoliopsida; Poales; Poaceae
Product: pectinesterase-like
Exons: 2
Coding region: 1-1728 (575 amino acids)
Biological process (GO): cell wall modification
Molecular function (GO): pectinesterase inhibitor activity; pectinesterase activity
Source: RefSeq, a predicted model, not a curated record